AACUCGGCUAAUCCUGGACCUUCUCUGACAGCCUACAUUAGAAUGUUUCCGGACGGAGAAAACCUUAUUUUUCUUGCUGGGAUAUUGAUCAUGGCAACAGCAUGUGAAGCUGGAGAUCCUCCAUGGGUGAGUCGCAUGGUGGCAGAGAGACAGACAGUUCGGCUGGGCCAUACAGUGCGCCUGCCCUGCCCUGUAGAGGGAGAGCCUGCACCACUGGUAGUCUGGGUGAAGGAUGGCCGGACCGUGCACGCAGGCUGGGGCCGUUUCCAUGUCCGGAGGCACAGCUUGAGGAUCAUGGAAGUGGAGGUGGAAGAUUCCGGCAUUUACGCUUGCCAUGCAGCUAAUGGUUUUGGCAGUGUGUCCCUCAACUUCACCCUUAUUGUCAUAGAUGAUGCUGUAGAAAUAGCUCAGAACAAGCCCCCGCCAGCUGCCAAACAACCAACUGGGCAGGAUCCAACCGGGCCUCCAUGGGAGAAGCCCCGUUUCAGCCAACCAAUGAAGAUGAGACGGCGCGUUCUGGAGCAACCGGUGGGCAGCUCAGUUCGGCUGAAGUGUUUGGCCAGUGGCUUCCCCACCCCAGUCAUCACAUGGUGGAAGGACCAGGUGCAACUGUCCCUGUCUGAGCGGGGCAGUCGCCCACUUUGGACACUCACAUUGAAAAACCUACAGCCACAGGAUAGCGGCCGAUACACUUGCCGUGUGUCGAAUGCAGCUGGACACAUCAAUGCCACCUACAAGCUGGACAUUAUCGAACGCACAAACUCCAAGCCUGUCCUGACAGGUACUCACCCAGUCAACACCACAGUUGAGUUUGGCGCCACUGCCUCAUUCCAGUGUAAGGUCCACAGUGACGUAAAGCCUGUCAUCCAGUGGCUGAAGCGGGUGGAGCCAGGCAUGGAGGGUCACUACAACUCCACACUGGAGGUCGGUGGUCAGCAUUUCAUGGUGCUGCCCACAGGAGAUGUGUGGUCAAGGCCCGAUGGCUCCUACCUCAACAAGCUGGCCAUUAUAAAGGCCCGUGAUGAGGAUGCAGGAAUGUACAUCUGCCUCGGCGCAAACACCAUGGGUUACAGUUUCCGCAGUGCCUACCUCACUGUACUUCCAGAUCCCCAGACUGAGAAACCAGUGUCUCCUCCCCACUUGAACUCAGGCCUCCCCUGGCCUCUGAUUAUUGGGAUCCCAGCAGUGGCUCUCCUCAUGAUGGGCACCAUAGUACUCUGGCUGUGCCACAGCCAACUCCGGCAGGGCCUCCCACGUAGGCCUGUGCCCCAGCGGGACCACCCUGCCUUUGACAAAGACCCAAGAUCCCCUGGCAGCUGUAAUCCUGAGUUCCCCACCCAGAGGUACCUAGCUAUGGGUGCUGCUGGUCUUGGAAGUCCCUCAAAUAUUUACUCCAAGGUGUACACAGACAUGCACACACAUACACACACAUACUCACAUGCUUACAUGGAGGGGAAAGUGCACCAGCAUUUCCACUACAAGUGCUAACUGGCUAACUGGUUAACCUGCACCUUCACGUUAGGCCACUGCUGCUGCCCUUCCACAUAUGGGCAAAGGGCCUCUGCUUUGGAUCACAGAUGUACUGUGGACCGAGCAUUUGAGUUUGAACUGCAUUACACACAAAUAGUGAUGAAUAUGUAGCUUGACAAUGGCAUUUUCAAGUAGAGCAUGGACAAGCAUUUGUGACUGUACCUGUUCUGGCAGAUCACAUUCACUUUAAAAACUCUCAGGAUGGAAACAGUCUUUGCGUGUGUAUUUGUAAUAGGCAUAAAUAAAUGUUUUUUGUAUUAAAAUUGGCAAAACUGUACAAUCCAUCACACACAAUAAAUCAAACAGGACAGGACCUGGAAACCAAGUACACAAUAUAGGCAACACCAUGAAGCAAAACACAGAAAAUAAUAUCGUAUUUAAUUUUACAUUACCAGAAUGAAAAAAGCCAUGCAAAUAAAUGCAGAUGUGCUUUACAAAU
Molecule: messenger RNA, 1969 nt
Organism: Electrophorus electricus (electric eel)
Lineage: Eukaryota; Metazoa; Chordata; Actinopteri; Gymnotiformes; Gymnotidae
Gene: fgfrl1b
Product: fibroblast growth factor receptor like 1b
Cellular component (GO): plasma membrane
Molecular function (GO): fibroblast growth factor receptor activity; fibroblast growth factor binding
Source: RefSeq, a predicted model, not a curated record